Molecule: messenger RNA, 1221 nt
Organism: Metarhizium album ARSEF 1941
Lineage: Eukaryota; Fungi; Ascomycota; Sordariomycetes; Hypocreales; Clavicipitaceae
Product: exs
Exons: 2
Coding region: 1-1221 (406 amino acids)
Cellular component (GO): cytoplasm; membrane
Source: RefSeq, a predicted model, not a curated record
AUGGACGGUGAUCCAGCAGUCGAGUCCGAACUCGACGCCUUCAGCCUCGUCUUCCCGCUCCCCUACCGCGUGGGCUUCAUCGCAACGCUAGCCGUCUGGGGAUGGGGCCUCAACCUGCACUCCCUCCACCUCGCCAAGGUCGACGUCCCAGCAUUGAUACGCUACCCGGGCCGCUCCUCGCCGCACCACCCGCCGCACCACCUGUCGACGUACCGCCUCGCGACCGUACUCUCGGGCCUUUGGGCCGUGUCCUUGGUGCUCUUCUGGCUGUGCACGCGGGGGACGGCGUCGCGCGUCAUCGAGUACGACUGGAUCCCCAUGACGUACCUCGUCGGCAUCGUGGCCGCCUUCCUGGUCCCGCUCAAGAACCUCCCCGGCGGCGGGAGGCGGCGCUUCCUCGCGACGCUGAAGCGCGUCAGCGUGGGGGGCAUCGCCGAGGCGCACGACGGCAAGUUUGGCGACAUCCUGCUGGCCGACGUGCUGACGUCGUACGCCAAGGUGUGCGGGGACGUGUUUGUGACGCUGUGCAUGUUCUUCGCGGCCGGCGGCUCGUCCACGAGGCGCCCGGACCGGAGCUGCGGCGGGACCGUCGUCGUGCCCCUGUUGAUGGCCGUCCCCAGCGCCAUCCGCCUCCGGCAGUGCGUCGUCGAGUACCUCCGCGUCCGCCGCGCGCCCUACAAGGAGUCGGCCGGCUGGGGCGGCCAGCACCUGGCCAACGCCCUCAAGUACUCGACCGCGUUUCCCGUCAUCGUGGCGAGCGCGCUGCAGCGCAACGCGCACGACGCCGCGGCCAGGGCGGCGUACAACCGGGCCUGGCUCGUCGCCGUGCUCGUCAACUCGCUGUACUCGUUUUACUGGGACGUCGCCAAGGACUGGGACAUGACGCUCUUCUCCUCCCGGCGGGAGCGCAACUCGCCCCAGCACCCGUGGGGGCUUCGCGACAAGCUCGUCUUCCGCCCCGUCCUCUUGUACUACGCCGUCAUUGGGCUGGAUUUGGUGCUGAGGUGCACUUGGUUCUUGAAGCUGAGUCCCCGUCUGGACAGGUUUAGCGAUUUCGAGAGCGGCAUUUUUCUCAUUGAGUUUCUCGAGGUGUUUCGGCGAUGGGUGUGGAUAUUCCUCCGGGUGGAAACGGAGUGGAUUAGGAACUCCUCUACAGGGCUGGGCGUUGAUGAUAUUCUGCUGGGCGAUUACCAGGGCAAGGAUGACGACGACGACGAGUAA